This is a messenger RNA of Daucus carota subsp. sativus, 345 nucleotides long. RefSeq lists its product as uncharacterized. The transcript is spliced from 2 exons. Lineage: Eukaryota; Viridiplantae; Streptophyta; Magnoliopsida; Apiales; Apiaceae. Bases 1 to 345 code for a protein of 114 amino acids. The record is from RefSeq and is a predicted model, not a curated record.
AUGGACUGCAAUUCAGCAUUUAGGUUUUGGGGUUUGGUGGUGCUGAUGAGCUUAGUGCUUUCGGGGGGAUUGGAAGUGAAAAGAGUGAGUGCAAAAAUGAGUGCAGCGCAGUGCAAGGAGGAGAGAAGGAUCGGGAUUAAUGCGUGCAAGCCUGUUAUUUACGGCAAGAAUCCUUCGGCUGAUUGUUGCCUUCGAGUCAGGGUGAGCCAUGUGGAGUGUGUUUGCCCUGUUGUCACACCAAAGUUAGCUGCACUGGUUGAUCUCAAUCGCGCUAUACGCCUCAUUCAGGGCUGUGGAAGGAGAGUUCCUCGCCACUUCAAGUGCGGAAGUCUCACCACUCCAUGA